AUGGAGAGCAAAAUCCUUCCUAGAUCUAGGAUUCCAUCGUUAUACUCAGACUUUAGACAAUUACAAGAACUUAAUCCCGAAGGUUAUGAGGCCAAUGUCAGGAGUUGGAAGCAUUUUCUAUUGGACCAACUACUACUAGAUGAUUUAAUACUUCAAUGCGGUCAUGGGCUUUUAAAAAGGCUUUCAAAUCCCGAGAAUGGUGAACCCAGAAGUUUGGACGUGGUUCUAGAUGCGCUGGUAGCAGACGGAUCCAUCGUCGCAAUGGACCAUUUUAAGAGCAAUAAUAAGAGAUGGACCCAGAUCUCUGGUGCCAUUACAUGGACUCUUGGUGCUAUUUUGCCAAUGAUCUCAGCUUCCUCAAAGACCAGAAUCUCAGAGAGACAGCCUUACCUGCGAGAACAAAGUUAUGUGGUGUUACCAACGGUGGAGCGGAAAUAUGUGCCCAUAGAGAAAGCUAUUCGGCACCGUAUCUGCCAGAAUGCCACUAGGUAUUCAGAUUUGGUUUUUUCGAGACGAGAGUUUCUCGCAAUAACUAGUAUGGACACUCAAUUGAAGAAUUCGGAUGAGGUUGAUGUUAUGUUAGCGUACAUGGAAUACCACAAGAAACUUAUAACAAUACGUUCCGAUACCGUUAAGGUUUGCAGUAAUGAUGUCAGUAUGAUCGUGACAAAGUUUGGCGGUUUUGGCGUGUCAGAGGACGACGUGUGUAUAGCUUCCCUCAAGGAGACGAAAUCUCAGCUGAAUGCACAAGUAGCUAACCUAGAAGAACGGAUACGAAUCUCGAAAGAGCUCGUCAGUAUGAGUGUUCAACAGUGUAUGGCCAAAGACAUCCAAAAGACACGCCUGCGGACUCAGAAGCUGCUUGAAAAGAACAUGACAGUGGCUUGUCAAAGUCUACAAAGUGUGGAGCAGCUUUUGAACGAGGUUGAACUCGCCAUGGAUAAUGUUCAUUUGAAAAAUACAUUCGAGAAUAGUCGAAAGGCACUAAUGAAAAUAUCAACUCUUUUGGGAGAUGUUGACGAGAUUGAAGAAAUCAUGGAGGACAUCAAGGCCGAAAAUCUUAGGAAUGAGAAGAUUGGUGAAAUUUUGGGAGACAACCUUGAUAAACAAGCGGAUGACGAGCUUGAACGAGAGCUUGAAAAAAUGGGGACAGAACAAGAAGCAGACACUGAUAUGGUCAAUCGACUUGCAGGUUUGAAGAUUGUUGCAGGUAGCCCAGAAGAGCCAGAGAAGUCGAAAGAUUCGAAACUAGAGAAAGAGCCCCUGCAAGAACCUGCAGCCUAG
Lachancea dasiensis is the source of this 1284-nucleotide messenger RNA. The record is from the annotation of a GenBank genome assembly. NCBI's taxonomy places the organism in Eukaryota, Fungi, Ascomycota, Saccharomycetes, Saccharomycetales, Saccharomycetaceae.